Molecule: messenger RNA, 1869 nt
Organism: Pochonia chlamydosporia 170
Lineage: Eukaryota; Fungi; Ascomycota; Sordariomycetes; Hypocreales; Clavicipitaceae
Product: amino acid transporter
Exons: 4
Coding region: 1-1869 (622 amino acids)
Biological process (GO): amino acid transmembrane transport
Cellular component (GO): vacuolar membrane
Molecular function (GO): amino acid transmembrane transporter activity
Source: RefSeq, a predicted model, not a curated record
AUGGCGGAUAUAGGAGGAGUAAAUAGCUUUAGAUCCUUCGCCAGAAGCUGGCAGCGGGCAGCAUCCUUUGCAGAGGUCAUUCCUCGUCGGCCCAGUUUCAUCCUUGCGUCCGAGUCGGAGAACUUCCCAGGACCAAGCUGCGAUGGCAUCCAAUACGGCCGAAGCCAGGUUGGUAGUCAAUCCCAACCAAGCACAGGCCUGCUUCGCCAGCACCUUGAAGCAACGAGUCCACAUGGCCCAGCAUCAGUCGAGAUUGCCCCAAGUCCCACCGGAGGCAGGCCAAAUGCUGAUGGAAUACCGCGGAAUGAUUUUCGAGAACGGGAACGUAAAGCAUUAGACCACGAUUUGGCUUCGGGUGCUCUCCCUGCUGGCUCGCCAUCCACCCGAUCCAGCAUCUUCGCCGUUCCCCCGCACCUAGCAGCACCGUCUGUCGUUGGGAGCUACGGCUCUCAAUAUGGCACAUUGACCGCUCGCAGGUACAGGUCGAGAUCGUCUGCAAGCUAUGAAAGCACUUGGGGAGUGCAUGCCGAACAUGGGGAGGGCCAAGGUAUUGAUACAACGCUGGGGGAGGAACAACCAAUCCUGAUUAAGGAGGUCAAGCAGGGCGAUAGAGUGGUUCUCACUGUUGACGGUCAAAGUACCCUCCCACAAUCAAUUUUCAAUUCCAUCAACGCAAUAAUCGGAGUGGGCUUAUUGAGUUUGCCUUUGGCAUUUAAGAUGAGUGGUUGGAUAAUUGGUCUGUCCAUCUUGACGCUGACAGCUGCUGUCACGGCCCAUACAGGAAAGUUAAUUGGUAAAUGCAUGGAGUACGACCCAAGUAUCAUAACUUACUCAGAUUUGGCAUACGUUGCCUUCGGGGCUCGUGCUCGAGUCAUUGUCUCGGCACUAUUCACCCUCGAGCUUGUUGCAGCUUGCGUAGCUCUAGUUAUUCUCUUUGCCGAUUCUCUGGAUCUCUUGUUACCAACCGUGGCCAGCACAACAAUCUGGAAGUGUGUUUGCGCCGGACUCAUUUUGGUUUUGAAUGUGCUACCGUUGAGGUGGCUCAGUUACACAAGUGUUGUUGGAAUAUUUUCAACCUUUUGCAUUGUUUGUAUUGUAAUUCUCGACGGCCUUGUCAAACAACAUACUCCUGGAUCACUCCGGGAGCCCGCGGCGACCUAUCUCCUCCCAUCUAAUUGGCUUUCGCUUCCUCUUGCAUAUGGACUCAUGGCCAGUCCAUGGGGUGCUCAUUCCGUUUUCCCAUCAAUUUAUAGAGACAUGCGACAUCCGCACAAGUGGACUCAUGGCGUCAAUAUUACCUUUUCAUUCUCCUACGCCCUUGAUAGCUGCUUGGCCGUCAUUGGCAUUCUCAUGUUUGGUAACGAUAUCAAGGAAGCAAUCACAUCGAACAUUCUGAAAACUUAUGGGUAUCCCGAGUCUCUGACCAUCAUAAUGUGUAUCUUCAUCACAAUCAUACCGUUGACAAAGAUCCCGCUGAACGCCAGGCCACUGAUCACGACUGCUGAUGUGAUGUGUGGCCUUCACAGAGACAAUCACCAGCUCAAUCACCAGCAACAUGCGGGAUCAGACGAGCAGUCAUUCACCAUCACCUAUGUAUUGAGAGCGGUGGUCCGAAUUGCUGUUGUUCUGGUCCUCCUGGCCAUUUCGGUGCUUUUCCCAGCAUUUGACUCCGUUUGUGCUUUUCUCGGCGCCGCACUUUGCACACUCAUCUCAGUCAUCUUGCCAAUUUGCUUUUACUUGAAACUCUACUCGAAGGAUAUCGCUAAGCGUGAGCGUGUAGCAUCUUGGAUUCUGCUGGUUAUCUUUUCUAUUUUUGGAUUGGUUGGCACGAUUUGGACAUUCUUACCUAAACAUCUCGUCAGCACCUGA